Messenger RNA from Culicoides brevitarsis, 1299 nucleotides. RefSeq names its product GTP-binding protein 128up (gene 128up). The record is from RefSeq and is a predicted model, not a curated record. Gene Ontology annotation, molecular function: GTPase activity; GTP binding. Gene Ontology annotation, cellular component: cytoplasm. Bases 108 to 1211 code for a protein of 367 amino acids. The transcript is spliced from 2 exons. Gene Ontology annotation, biological process: cytoplasmic translation. NCBI's taxonomy places the organism in Eukaryota, Metazoa, Arthropoda, Insecta, Diptera, Ceratopogonidae.
UUCCAUCUGACACGUUUUUUUCUGCACAACAACAUCAAAUAUUUUUCCGAGUUUUUCAGCGACUUUUAGCUACAAUUUAACUUCUUAAAAGUCUUUUUUCAUUCAAGAUGAGUACAAUAUUGGAGAAGAUCGCCCAAAUCGAGUCGGAAAUGGCUCGUACCCAACGUAACAAGGCAACUGCCGGGCAUUUGGGUUUGUUGAAGGCUCGUUUGGCGAAAUUGCGACGAGAGCUUAUUACGCCAAAAGGAGGCGGCGCAGCUACUGAACAAGGCUUUGAAGUUGCAAAGACAGGGGACUCCCGUGUUGGAUUUGUGGGCUUUCCAAGUGUGGGCAAAUCGACCCUCUUGUCCAAUUUAGCGGGCGUAUACUCUGAAGUAGCUGCCUAUGAGUUUACAACUUUAACCACUGUACCGGGUUGCAUCAAGUACAAAGGCGCAAAAAUUCAAUUACUCGAUUUGCCCGGAAUCAUAGAGGGCGCUAAAGAUGGCAAAGGUCGAGGUAGACAAGUUAUUGCCGUUGCUCGUACUUGCAACUUGAUCUUCAUGGUUUUGGAUGUUCUCAAACCCCGGCAUCACAAAAAACUCCUUGAACACGAGUUGGAAGGUUUCGGUUUGCGUUUGAACAAAAAACCUCCGAAUAUUCAUUUCAAGAAGAAGGAAAAAGGCGGUUUGAACUUGAACAUGACUGUCAGUCAAUCGGAGUUAGAUUUGGAUUUGGUCAAAUCCAUUUUGUCCGAAUAUAAAAUUCACAAUGCUGACAUUACGUUACGAUGCGACGCAACUUCGGAUGACUUGAUUGACGUUAUUGAAGGAAAUCGGAUCUAUAUUCCGUGCAUCUAUGUCUUGAAUAAAAUCGAUCAGAUCAGCAUAGAGGAGUUGGAUGUCAUCUAUAAAAUCCCGCAUUGUGUUCCCAUUUCGGCACAUCAUCAUUGGAAUUUUGACGAUUUGCUUGAAAUUAUGUGGGAAUACUUGAAAUUAGUUCGGAUUUAUACGAAGCCCAAAGGACAGCUGCCUGAUUAUAGUUCUCCGGUUGUUUUGCACAGCGAAAGAACGAGCAUUACUGAUUUUUGUAACAAGUUGCAUCGAUCUAUUGCGAAAGAGUUUAAAUAUGCGCUCGUUUGGGGAUCCUCCGUGAAGCAUCAACCGCAAAAAGUUGGAAUUGAUCAUAUUUUGAACGAUGAGGAUGUUGUUCAAAUUGUUAAGAAAGUCUAAUUUUGCAAUUUAAUGUAAAGAAUAAAAUUAUUAAAUAUAUAAAUAAAUUUAAAUUUUUAAAUUUUUGGCAUCAAAUUUUGUUUUUUUU